AUGUGCCCCACACUCCUCAGCCUCCUGAGUCUCGGUGAAUAUGAGAAGCUGUCUUUGUCUGCCUGGCCAAGCCCCGUGGUUCCCUUAGGACAGACUGUGACUCUUUGGUGUCACUCCCGUUCUCCACUUAAGAGAUUCACACUGUUCAAAACAGAUGAGAGAAGGCAUUUGCCUGUGCUCCAGGGACGUUAUGUCAACAACUUCACCCUUGGCCCUGUGACCAGAGAACAUGCUGGGUUCUACAUGUGUUCUCGAGCCUAUUGGUCUGCACCCAGUGACCCCCUGCAGAUUGUGGUCUCAGGUGUGUUCACAAAACCCUCCAUCUCAGCCCACCCAGGGCCCCUCAUGCAGCGGGGAGAGAAUGUGGCCCUCCGCUGUCACUCACUGGUGGUGUUUGAUAAGUUUAUCCUUCACCAAGAAAGCAGCACAGGUCAUUUCCAGAUAUGUGGAGAGAUGUUCACUGGUGGGCAUGCCACAGCUGACUUCGUCAUUGGCCCCAUGACUUUGGCGACUGUGGGCAGCUACAGAUGCUACGGCUCUCUCAGCAGCUCCCCCUAUGAGUGGUCAGCCCCCAGUGACCCUGUGGACAUUGUCAUCACAGAGCUCCCUUCCUCUGUCAGCAGCACACUGUGGUACCAGACACACUUGCAGUCCAGCCCCUGGGUGAUCGAGAUGGAGGUCGACACCCUGACGUUGCUCAGCUCGCGGUUUAACGCAUCAUCUGCACAAAGAGGAGGGAGAGGUCCCUCCACCCUCUGCGCUAAGGAGUCCCUUCCAGCCCCUGGGGGUGUGCAGGGCAGCACUGAACACACCCUCAAGAAAGAGGUGGUCAAAGAUCCUGAUCCUCUACAGGUACUUGCCCAUCAACCAUGGAUCCAGACACCACAGAAGUUCUGUGACUUUGGGCUCCUCAAUGUUCCUGUCAUGUCAGCAUUUGAAAUCAUAGUCUGUAUUAGAACCUGA
Messenger RNA from Bubalus bubalis (water buffalo), 963 nucleotides. Its product is annotated as putative killer cell immunoglobulin-like receptor-like protein KIR3DX1. Lineage: Eukaryota; Metazoa; Chordata; Mammalia; Artiodactyla; Bovidae. The record is from RefSeq and is a predicted model, not a curated record. The transcript has 6 exons. The coding region runs from base 1 to 963 and encodes 320 amino acids.